AAGAGAGAGAGUUUGUGCAAAGAUCGGAGCUGUCAGAGAUUUGAAAAAAAAAAGGAAAAAAAAAAGCCCAGGCGCGGUGGCGGAGACACUCUCUCCCUGCAAAAAAAGCAAAGGCGAUUAAAGGCGCUGCCAACCUCGAGCUGUGGGCAAAGCUGAGCAUGACACUUGGGGAAGUCAAACCCCUCACUAUUGCUUAGGAAGAUGGCUAGAUUUUAAAGACUGGAUUUUUUUUUCCCCCUUAAGAAAAAAUAUUUUAUUUGGGGAAGCUCUUCCUGAUGUGGCUUUCCCCCCUUUAAAAAAAAAACUGGGAAUCUGGUUGCAAAAAGAAAUAGCCAAGUGUCUUCAUAUCUGGAUAUCUGCAAAUUAGAGAGGAAAACAGAUCUGCUCGGUAAAAGAGAUAUACGAAACAAGCGUCUGAUCUUUUUUUCCCGCUCUUCUUUUUCUUCUCCUUUUCCUCCUCCUCCUCCUUUUUUCUUCUUCUCCUUCUUUUUCUCCUUCUUUCCUCCCCGCACCCCCACCGGCCACUGGCAAAGUGGGGUGGAGAGCGAAGCGGGGGGGAGGGGGAAGGCAGCCGCGUCCGGGGCGGCGGGGCGGCUGAGUAUGGAAGAGCAGCAGCCGGAGCAUAACAGUCAGCGCGACUCCACCAUAGGCACUGCGAGCCACAGUAGCAGCAGCAGCAGCGCGAGCAGCAGCAGCGGGAGUAGCAGCAGCAGCAGCAGUAGCAGCAACAGCAACAGCAGCAGCAGCAGCGGCAGCAGCAGCGGCAGCAGCAGCGGCAGCGAUGGAGACAGCGUGCCUGUGUCCCCGCAGCAAGCUCCCUCGUCUCCUGCAGCACCCUGUCUCCAGCCCCUACCCCACCAUCACCACCAUCAUCACCACCACCACCACCACCAUCACCAUCAGCCCCCGCCACCGCCCCAGCCGAUGCCAGCUCCCCCUCACCAGCCGCCGCCGCCGCCACCGCCGCCUCCCCAGCAGCACCGCACCACCAACUUUUUCAUAGACAACAUCCUGAGGCCAGACUUUGGUUGCAAGAAGGAGCAGCAGCAGCAACAGCAGCUCUUGGUUGGAGCGGGAGGAGGAGGUGGUGGAGGUAGUGCUGUUGCCGCUGCUGGUGGUGGUGGUGGUGGAGGAGGAGGAGGAGGAGGCCGAGCAGAGCGAGACAGAGGCCAGACAGCCGCAGGUAGAGAUCCGGCCAAUCCUCUGGGCACGCGGCCGGGCAAUCCAGGUUCACUUCUCUGCUCUGCAGAUGCGAACUGUGUGACGCCCGACGGCUCUGCGCCGGCCCCGGCAGCCGCCGCUUCCAAAGCUAACCCAGCCGCGGCGGCUGCUGCCGCUGCUGCUGCGGCGGCGGCGGUGGCGGCGGCGGCGGCAGCAGCAGCCGCUGCGUCCAAGCCUUCAGAAGGCAGCGGGGGAAGUCCUGGAGCAACCGGCGCUAAAUACGGGGAACAUGGAAACCCCGCUAUUCUACUCAUGGGCUCGGCGAACGGUGGGCCCGUGGUUAAAACUGACUCGCAGCAACCACUAGUCUGGCCCGCUUGGGUCUACUGUACGCGUUAUUCGGAUCGCCCAUCUUCUGGUCCCCGCACCAGAAAGCUAAAAAAGAAGAAGAACGAGAAAGAAGACAAGCGACCGCGGACGGCGUUCACCGCAGAGCAGCUGCAGAGACUCAAGGCGGAGUUCCAGGCGAACCGUUACAUCACUGAGCAACGCCGGCAGACCCUGGCCCAGGAGCUCAGCCUCAACGAGUCCCAGAUCAAAAUCUGGUUCCAGAACAAACGGGCUAAGAUCAAGAAGGCCACAGGCAUUAAGAACGGCCUGGCUCUGCACCUCAUGGCCCAAGGACUGUACAACCAUUCCACGACCACCGUACAGGACAAAGAGGAGAGCGAGUAGCCACUUCCCCCCCUUCCCCACCCCCACCCCCACCCUCGCUUCACGCUGGCUCCCUACACCCUCCGAUUCCCACCCUCUCCUUGUUCCCCUCUUCGGCUCAAAUGAUUUUUUUUUUCCAGGGAAGAAAUAAUAAACAAAAGAGAAGGGGGGGCGGGGAAGACUUCAAACGGCAAGUCAUGUUGAAAGAAAAAUGUAAAAAAAAAAGAGAGACUCGGACAGGUGCUAUCGAAAUCAGAUCUAUUCUCUAUUAAUAGUAUAAGGGACGAAAAUGCGAACACUUAAAUCUCUAUAUAGCCAAACAGCUUACGACCUUGUAUAUAUUUAAUUUCAGGUAAGGAAAAAAUAUGUGUAGCGAUCUCUAUUUGCUGGACAUUUUAUUAAUCUCCUUUAUUAUUAUUAUUGUUAUAAUUAUUAUAAUUAUUAUAAUUUUAUCCCUCUCUCUUCCCUCUGUUUCGUUUGCGUUCCGUUUUUCUUUUGAAUGUGGUCGCUUCUUGGUCCUCCUCCACUCCUUCAAGCCCUAUUCACCGCAUCACUCUGUCUCUGCCUAUCUCGGACUUUUCUUUGUGUGUGUGUGUGUGUAUGUGUGUGUGUGUGUGUGUGUGUGUGUGUGCGCGCGCGCCGUGUGUGCCUGCCUACGUCUCUCCUUUAGUCUCUCCCACCUUCUUCAUUCUUUCUUCCUUCCUUUCUUCCUUCUCUCGUUCCCUUUUUUUCUGAGACUUGUUCCGACCCCACAGACUGCGAGACUGAACCGCCGCUACAAGCCAAAGAUUUUAUUAUGUUCAGAAACCUGUAGUCUGAAAUAAAGUGUACACUGUGUUCACAA
Molecule: messenger RNA, 2719 nt
Organism: Monodelphis domestica (gray short-tailed opossum)
Lineage: Eukaryota; Metazoa; Chordata; Mammalia; Didelphimorphia; Didelphidae
Gene: EN1
Product: engrailed homeobox 1
Biological process (GO): neuron differentiation; regulation of transcription by RNA polymerase II; multicellular organism development
Cellular component (GO): nucleus
Molecular function (GO): DNA-binding transcription factor activity, RNA polymerase II-specific; RNA polymerase II cis-regulatory region sequence-specific DNA binding
Source: RefSeq, a predicted model, not a curated record